Messenger RNA from Postia placenta MAD-698-R-SB12, 324 nucleotides. RefSeq lists its product as hypothetical. Gene Ontology annotation, molecular function: single-stranded DNA binding; damaged DNA binding. The transcript has 4 exons. Bases 1 to 324 code for a protein of 107 amino acids. The record is from RefSeq and is a predicted model, not a curated record. Gene Ontology annotation, cellular component: nucleus; DNA replication factor A complex; site of double-strand break. Gene Ontology annotation, biological process: mismatch repair; base-excision repair; nucleotide-excision repair. NCBI's taxonomy places the organism in Eukaryota, Fungi, Basidiomycota, Agaricomycetes, Polyporales, Adustoporiaceae.
AUGGCGGAAAUAGCUCCACGCGUGAACUCUGCACGCCUUGGUCAAUACGUUUCGCGCACCGUUAGGCUGACAUGCAAGACUCUGAAGGCAUUGCUGCUUUUCGUGCAGGCAUCUGAUGGUGGGGAAGUACAGGUUCGCCUGCUGCGGGAGGCGAAUAUGACCACAGCAUACAUCGAAGUGAUUGGUUCGGUUAUCGACGCGUCGACAAUCAGGAUGAUGGCAUGCAUAGACCUAGGAAACGAGCUUGACAUGAAGCUCGUCAACGACGUCGUCGAGCUGUGGCACGACCCCCGAUUCGCAAAAAUGGUUGGACUCGAAGCUUGA